UUGUCCAAAAGCGUAGCUUAAUUUCCAUAACUUUGCAAAAAUGUUGAAUCAUUUCAUAAUUUUCAUUCUUAUAAUUAAUUCCUGCUUCGGAGGCUGGAGAGAUGUGCUCAAAGACAUAAAGCAAAAGGCUAAGGAAAAAUAUCAGAUUCGACAAAAAACCACAAAUUUCCUGGGUUAUGACCCAUCUGAAUAUCCAGGAUCGAACGAACAUUAUAGGAAAUUGAAUAAAGAAAAAUGGGAUAUUUAUUAUGAGUGCUUGUUAGCACAAGAAAAGAAUUUGGGUAUACAUCGAUCAGCCAGCCCAGUAGCAAUUGCAGCUCUCGAAGGAACUUCAGUGAAGUUGGAUUGUGCAAUAUGUUUAAGUCCAGAAAACAUGAACGAUAUCCAUAAAGUCGAAUGGCGUUCGGCUAUGAAGGGGAAAAGUUCACUGCAACCAGUAGAAUUUGACGAACAUAUAUUGGUGUCGCCAGUGGAUAAGGCGCUGAUGAUGUACAAUUUGAAAUUGGAACAAACUGGACAAUAUAUGUGUUCCUUAGGGCAAAGUCUCACAGCGCCAUAUUUUCUCACUGUUGUGAAAAGUUUCGAGAGUGAUAUUGAUGAGGUGCACCCAAAAACUGCCGAACAUGGACCUUAUCCCAAAGAAGACUUUCUCCUACCACAGCACAAUAUCCGAAUUCAUACAGAGUGGGGUCCGUGGUCACCUUGCAGUGAAUGUGGUAAAAUAGGUAAACAUCAUCGUUACGGAUUUUGUGUUGUCCAAUUUCAAUCAGGGGAAGAUGAGCAGAUUAGAAGAGCGAGGUCCAUCACUAAAAAAAAUCUUGAGAUACUGAAAACAUUUCCAGCAGGGAUACCGUGCUCAUCUCAUAUUUUACCAGUCGAUAUAAAGAGGUUUCCUGAUGUCAAAAACAGAAGGGACGAAAUAAUGAUAGGAUUUUGUCAGGAGAAAUGUAAGGAUGAAUCUGUUUAUGAAGUGAAAGAUGAACAUGGUAAGAUUUUGGAGCAAGCCAACAAUUCGGCAGGAAUUUAUUCUAUGGAACAAGGUAUGCCACAGUCGGAGCCACAUAUCGAAAAAACUUUGGAAUACAGAAAAGCUCAUUCUGACAUAACAUUAUCCUGCCCUGGGAAUCUUAAUUCAGACGUCCCUAUUCAGUGGCAAAUUGGCCAGAAACUCAUUAUUCCUGAAUUGGUUUCAAAAGAAUCCAAUGGUAGGAUAUUCGUCGGUAUAACAGACAGACUUCAUAUAAAACGGGCAAUGGUGUCCGAUAGCAACAUUUAUAGUUGUUGGCAACACAAGGAACUGGCCGGCAUUGUUAAACUUGUUGUUGAAAAGAAAUUGGAAUUUCAUUUUAAUCAUCACGUAAUGAUGCUCGCUAUGACCGUAAUAUUGUUCACAUUCUUUUGGGUUUUCACGAAAGCCUUUUUCGGAAGGAAAUAUGCGAGGAUAAAAGACUGAAAAUCCGAAUAGUUAAGAUAUACUUUUUCCUUAAAAAGUCAUUUUUAAUAUGUGAAAAUAUGAUAAUGAUUCCUCAAUGCAGGAAUGUUGUUCAAUUUU
This is a messenger RNA of Coccinella septempunctata (seven-spotted ladybird), 1552 nucleotides long. RefSeq names its product Ig-like V-type domain-containing protein FAM187A. The transcript has 7 exons. The coding region runs from base 41 to 1453 and encodes 470 amino acids. NCBI's taxonomy places the organism in Eukaryota, Metazoa, Arthropoda, Insecta, Coleoptera, Coccinellidae. The record is from RefSeq and is a predicted model, not a curated record.